This is a messenger RNA of Trichoplax adhaerens, 330 nucleotides long. RefSeq lists its product as uncharacterized. NCBI's taxonomy places the organism in Eukaryota, Metazoa, Placozoa, Uniplacotomia, Trichoplacea, Trichoplacidae. The record is from RefSeq and is a predicted model, not a curated record. The transcript has a single exon. Bases 1 to 330 code for a protein of 109 amino acids.
AUGGCUACGUCUGGUCAUGGGGCAAAACAUGAAGAGGAAGACGUUUUAACAACAUAUGAAAGAAGAUUAGUCAAUAAAGUUCGCAAUUGCUGCAAAUGGGGUAUCCUAGCUGCUAAGAAAGGCUAUCGUUGUCAUCUAAAAUCUAUCAGUAUCGAUAGAUUAUUCAAUAUGAUUACAACUAAGAAAAUGAAGUUAGAAUCAAAAACUAGCAUCAAUCGACAUAUAAACGAAAUUAAAGAAAUGAACAAAUGUAAAGACUUCCAUAAAACCUUUACCAAGUGUUGUCGAAGAGAAGUGAUGGAUGAGAAGAAAAAGGCUAACAGAUCAUAA